UAAUAUAUUUGCAUUUACUCACUGUUUCUCACUUAGUUACAUUCUACCUUUUACAUUCAAUCUGAAAACUUCGAUUGAUAUGGAUAAUAUAUUUUAAUUCUAUGGUGUCCUUUAAUUUAUAGCUUUCUUCAGCAAAUUUGUGUAUCACUUAAUAGUUUUCCUAACAGAUGUGCAACCAGGUCAGCCGUAAGGCUCUGGCGGAAGUCCACAAUUAGAGGGGAAUAUAUUUUUCCCUAUGUUUUCUUUAAAUACGAACACCCUGUAUUCGGGUCGUUAGUACAUCUGUCAGGUAAAAAGGUAAGAGAUAUUUUCAUCCAAUUAAUUUUAAAAUGCCAUCGAGCCUACUAGCACGAAGCAUCAAACUACCGCGUCGGCGCCGCGACCGCCUGUGGCCAAUCUGUCGGCCCGUCUCCUUGUAAGAUAAUCUAGUUUGGGCCCUGAGAUUGUAGGGUGUACUGCUGCUUCUCCCCUCCUCUUCCUGCCGAUCUCCGGCUGUAAUAAAGAAGUCAAACAUGAAUUUGGUUCAAGUGCGCCAUGAAAACUCCAAGGGGCUGCAUCAAGUGGGUUCGCUUAACCAUGGAAAGCAAGUUUGACAUUUUGACAAGCCCAUGGGAUGGGAGUAGCUCAAAUAUUGGUAUUCCUAUUUUUUUGGCGAGUCUUUAUUUUAUCUUGGAGUAGUAACUAAUAGACUUACUGGGCGGGUGGGCCUGGAGCAGCUUGGGGGCCUGGGGCCGCUUGGAGGCAAAUUGGAGCAAGCGGAGGUCAAAUUCCUCGGCCACCACCCUCCGGAGGUCGGUGACCGAGACGAUAAAGUGGACCCGGAGUUGAGUCAAGUUGUCGGGGGCCUCCCUCUCCCUCCGGAACGCGUCUGGUUCGCGUAAAAUCCUGCACAAAAGACAGCAGACACUCAAAGUUUGGCAAAGACAGGCAAAGUCAGACAAGAGCAUGACCGGGCAAUCGUAUGGGGUCGGAUAUGGGGGCCAGCCUCUCAGUGGGGAACCUCUUGGAGAAGACGAAGACUCCCCCAUCGGUGAUACUCUGGGAGACCAACUUGGGGACCAACUUGGUGACCCGAAAGAAGAUCUCACCGAGGAGACGUCCGAAGCCACCCCGUAAGGGUACCAUUGCCUGGGUGGCAUGGCCAGGAUGGCCUCAUCUACCACAUGGACUUCGCAUCGGCUCCGAGUCCACUUGCUCCAACUACUCCAUUUCCGCUCCAUGGACUCCUCACAUGAUCAGGGACAACUGGGUGGACGUGACUAACGUUCCCCCAAAAGGAGAGUGCUGA
Darwinula stevensoni is the source of this 1288-nucleotide messenger RNA. NCBI's taxonomy places the organism in Eukaryota, Metazoa, Arthropoda, Ostracoda, Podocopida, Darwinulidae. The record is from the annotation of a GenBank genome assembly.